This is a messenger RNA of Rhincodon typus (whale shark), 5808 nucleotides long. It is a transcript of the gene nom1, whose product is annotated as nucleolar protein with MIF4G domain 1. Gene Ontology annotation, biological process: ribosomal small subunit biogenesis. Gene Ontology annotation, molecular function: RNA binding; protein binding. The record is from RefSeq and is a predicted model, not a curated record. Gene Ontology annotation, cellular component: nucleolus. The transcript has 12 exons. The coding region runs from base 311 to 2743 and encodes 810 amino acids. NCBI's taxonomy places the organism in Eukaryota, Metazoa, Chordata, Chondrichthyes, Orectolobiformes, Rhincodontidae.
UGCGGUAUUGGGAAGUGGGCGGGACGAAUCAGGUCAGACUGCUGCCUUCCACCGCUCACAUCCCUCCCGCCCCGAAAUAUACCGAUGGUCAUGUCAUUCCAACGUGCGCGUGGCGAUUCUGAAUUGUUAGCUGGUGGCUUUGUUUUUGCAUCCUUACUUUUUAAACUUCCAGAUCGUGCCGUGAUUGUUUUUUUUUAAAAAGAGUGGCCUCUUUUCUAAGUUUAUUUAAUUAAUAACAAAACAAAAAAAAACACUUUCACCGUGAGUCGUCUUUUGUUUUGUAAUUUCCCGGCGGUGAUUCGGAUCCGUCAUGAACAGAAAUCGGCGAAGUGGCCCCAAGGCGUUGAGCCAGCUCCGUGCGGCCGUCCAGAAGUUUGUGGAGGAGGAGGAGGAGGCGGCGGCGGCGGCAGUGUCGCCCUCCGAACCCAACCAGAGCCGGCCCCAGGGUCUCGGGCUCAGGAGAGGAAAAACUCGGAAGGAGUUGAGGAAGGCGAAGAGGAUGGAGAAGAAGUGCAGGAUGAGAGACUAUUACUACAGGAAGCACCUGAACGGCAGCCCCGGGCUUGCGGCUGAGGAAGGGGGCGGCAACGACGCGAAACCCCGACCGGCCCAAGGGGAGGCGGUCGAGGCCCCUGAGACCCGAUCCGGGUUGUUGCAGGGGAAAAAGGCGACGGCGCCACCGCGACCGUCCACCGGGAAGGCCGCGAGGGGAGCCAAGAGCAGACAAGCCCGGAAGAUGGGCUUGCUGGAGGCUAACGAGGAGGAGGAGAGGGAGAUCAAGCGGCUGGAGAAAGCCCUCGGACUCCACAAGCGCAAAAACAGAACUGGCAUCCCGCAGGCCUUCACCAGGGACGGCCUGGAUUACGUCCUGGGGCUCAUCGAGCCCGGCGCCGCCGCUUUGUCGGGGUUGUACGAGAGUGACGGCGAGAUCUCGGAGGCGGUAGAAGAUGAGCUGAAAAACCCAGAGACUGUCUCCGACCCGCGUCGGACUGAGGAUCGUGAGGAGGACUCGGGAGAGGAUUCAGACUGCGGUCUGCAGAGUGAAGAGGGCCAGGAGAGUGCGAUGGAAAUGGAAUCAUCUCACAACGAGGACGAUGGCGAAAGUUCCGAGCCAGAUCGACUUUCGGGAAACGAUGGGGAGCAACUGUCAAAUGAGGGCAAUGAUUCCAGGAAGUAUAUUCCCCCGCAGUUGCGUGAAAAGGCUGAAUCUAUGGAUGCAAAGAAAAAGGAAGAUCUUAUAAGACUUAAGAAGAAUGUAAAAGGACUUCUUAAUAGGUUGAGUGAACCUAAUAUGGCCUCCAUUUGUAGUCAGCUUGAAGAGUUUUAUAUGAGAAACAGUCGUAAAGACAUGAAUGAUGUGCUAACGGAUGUCAUCCUUGCAGCCUGUGUCACUUCAGCCUUGAUGCCUAACAGAUUGAUGAUGGAACAUGUACUGUUAAUUAGCAUUCUUCAUCACAAUGUUGGAAUUGAGGUUGGAGCCCAUGUUUUGGAGGCAACAGUGAAACAAUUUGACGAGCAUUCUAGAAAAGUCAGUGAAACCAAAGAAUGCGAUAAUCUAAUCAAUUUGAUUGCACACUUCUAUAACUUUCAUGUGACUAACUCUGUGUUAGUGUUUGAUAUUCUUAAAAAACUCACAAGCAACUUCAAAGAAAAAGACAUUGAGCUUAUCCUCCUUUUACUGAAAGAAGUGGGAUUUACCCUUCGGAAGGAUGAUGCUGUGGCAUUGAGGGAUUUGAUUCUGGAGGCCCAAAGCAAAGCUAACCGUGUUGGUAAACAAUUCCAUGACCAAACAAGGAUCCGUUUUAUGCUGGAAACAAUGCUGGCAUUGAAGAAUAAUGAUAUGCGAAAAAUUCCAGGCUAUGAUCCCGAACCUGUAGAAAGGCUUCGAAAACUGCAAAGGAGUCUGAUUCACAACAGCCGUGGUGACUUCCUCCUCCGUGCAACAUUAGAAAACCUGCUGACAGCAGACCAAGUCGGACGGUGGUGGAUUGUGGGAUCUUCAUGGAGUGGUAUUCCCAUGAUCGAUAACACAAGUGCUAAAACGCAGCAAAACGUUGCUGUUGGAGAGGUAAGUGGAAAAAUUAUGGAACUUGCACACAAACAAAGGAUGAAUACAGAUAUAAGGAAGAACAUCUUUUGUGUCAUGAUGACCAGUGAAGAUUAUUUGGAUGCUUUUGAAAAACUUUUAAGACUGAGGCUGAAAGAUCAACAGGAAAGAGAGAUUAUUCAUGUUAUUGUUCACUGUUGCCUUCAAGAAAAAACAUUUAAUCCUUUCUAUGCUUUCCUGACACAAAAGUUCUGUGAAUAUAAUAGAAGAUUUCAGAUGACAUUCCAAUUUAGCAUGUGGGACCGCUUCCGAGAUUUGAAGAACAUGGCCAAUGUAGCAACCACAAAUUUGGUUCAUCUGCUUGUUCAUCUUCUCAGCAGGAAAGUGGUGUCUCUGUCCAUCUUUAAAGCAAUUGAGUUCAGCGAACUGGAUAAGCCUAAAGUCAAACUUUUACGUCAAGUUCUCCAUAAAUUACUCGUGGAUACAGAACCUGAAGAAUUAGUAGCAAUAUUUCAAAGAAUCUCUGGAAUUUCAAAGCUGGGAAUGUUGCGGGAAGGCCUGAAACUCUUUCUUUCACACUUCUUACUGAAGAAUGCCUCCAGCUUGGGGAGUUUAGAACAAGCUAAUUUACUUAAAGCACGUGUGGACAUAGCUGAAAAGGCUUUACAGUCUAAAGAUAUCGUGCUGAAGUUUUAACCAUUGACCACAAUGUGGAAUUUUUGACUACAGCACAGAUUGAAAGUCUGUUCACAAUAUCUGUCUUACUAUUUGUGCUUGGAAGACCUGUAUUAAUAACAGGAGGUACUUCAUGCUGCUGCAUUCAGAAAAAAAAAUUUCAAGCUUUAUAUUUGUCAAAAAGACCACUAGGUGGCGUAUUUCUACCAUAUCAGUAUCUUGCAUAUUUAGCUUUUAUGACACCAAUUUUAAUGCCUUUAUGGUUCAGAUUGUAGUUUAUAGCAAAUUAUAUUUAUAUCUGUUUGUAGCUACAGAAUGCCAGUAAUAUGUUCUAUUCAAAGAAUUCCUUAAAUUACAGCUGACUUCGUGUUUAAAAAUAAUUUUUAUAUUUGUAAUCUCCAAACGUGUGGGUGUACUGUAACCUUGAAAUGAAAAUAUCAUCAGAGAUUAACAAGAAUUUUGAAGUAUCCAUGAAGAUAGCAUUUACAAUUUUUCUAUCAAGAUACUGUAUUUCAUUAUAUAUUUAAUUUUUGUUUAACUGGUUCAUUUUGGAUUUACAAAGUGCAGUUGUUAGCCAAAAGUUGUUUAAAGUUAAGGCCCUUGGAUUGCACUUUAGAAAACCAUGGGUGGGGAAAAGCCAUUGUGUUCUUGAGUGUUAUUCAUUAAAUUAAUGGAAAGUAUAUGCAUCAAGCUGUCAGGUGAAAACAAGAUAAAAAGGUAUACCUGCACACACCUCCCCGGUAUUUUAGAUAUUCAGUGCCUGGAAGCAUCGUCAGCAUCUUCAUUGUGUUGUAGAUACCGCUUUGCUCUUGUUAUACCACUUGUAUUACCUCUUCGCUCCUCUCUGAGUUGUCGGAUUGCUUGGGUCUUGGGUGUGUUGUAGUUGCCUCUAUCUUAAUAAUGACACUGUUAUUCCAUGAAUAAGUAACAGGAUGUUAAGGAGACAGAAGCUGUAAUCUAAACCAUAGCCUUUGCAUUGGUUCAGUCCCUGUUCCCAGUCAUUAGCUCAGAUUGAAUCAGAAAGUUGAAAACACCAGUGUCCUAUUCAGUUUCAAGCUGAGCUUUCAGCGCCCUAAUCCCUCCAUCACAAACACUGGUAAUUUUCAAAUGAGUAAUAUUGUCUGUUUCAAACAUUAUUUUGAUCCAUUUGCUGCUGAAUCCCUCAUCUGUGCCAUUGUCAUUUAGGUUCCAGUAUCCCCAGGAUCACGGAAAAGCUCAGCAGGUCUGGCAGCAUCUGUGAAGAAAAACCCUUCCUCAGAACCCAAAAUGUUAACUGUAAUUUUUUUCCUCACAUAUGCUGCCAGACCUGCCGAGCUUUUCCAGCAAUUCCUAUUUUUGUUCCUGAUUUACAGCAUCUGCAGUUCUUUCGGUUUUUAUCGAAAAUGUUGCUUUUCCACGCUACUCCCAUUUCUCUUGAUGUCAUUGGUAUUGUAAGAUUCUGACUUCAAGAGCCAAAUGAAGAACCAAUACCUAAUGAGCCAAAUCUUUCUAAGUAUUUUUAGGAUAAUUUAAGUUUACUAAAAAACAACAGUCAGACAUAAAUGCCUCCCCCUCCACACGUCACAUCAGCUCUGAUGAAGAGUCAUCUAGACUCAAUGUUAGCUUGUUCUCUGUCCAUGAUUGCUGCCUGAACCACUGUGAUUUCCAGCAUUUUUAUUUUCAGUGCCAAUUCCAGCAUCUGCAGUAAUUUGCUUCUACAAUAGUGAAGCCAUAAUGCUUUAGCUGAAUAGACACAAAUAGUAUAAAACUCAUGAUAGUUGAAAGUAGUCCAGUGAUAUUAGAUCGACUUACGUUAUCUGACUAAAGUGGGUGACCUCUUAUCCAUAUUAUAUUCCACCAACUUUGUUCUUAUCAAUCUGCUAAGGUUUGUCCAAAUUCCGUUGAAGCCUAUUUACAUCAUCUUGACAAUUCAUUGCUUCGAGAUUUUGUGUCAAGGGCUGUCACUCCAUUCCAGAGAUCAGCUACUUUAUUCGUGGCCCUAUUGAAGAUUGAGAGCUAAGUGGCUCAGGCAGUAGCACCUAAACAUAGCGUGUUAUUCCUUGGCAAGUGCCACUUGAUCGUACUGUUAAUGACCCCUUCCAUUACUGAUGCUUAGGAAGAUUGAUGGGACACUAUUUGGCCAGGUUUGAUUUGUCCUGCUUUUUGUGCACAAGGCGCACCUGGGCAAUUUCCAUGUUGUCAGAUAAUGCUAGUGUAAUAUACCCUUAUAGAUGUGCUUUGUAAAACCCUCUAAAGUGCCAGUGCUCUGACUGUACGCUAAUUGCCUAGUGUUAUAAUCCCAUCUGCUGGUAAGACUGGAUGUCACAUUCUGGAAUGAGCCUGGCUUGAUAAAUUGUAUUUAUUUCCGAUUUAGUCAAUGUGUUGGUCAGUCGUUGACAAUGUGCUUUUAACAAAUGAGCAUAAUUUUAUUUUGUGUAAUAAGCUUUUUAUAAAUAAGCCUAUAUGUCUGUGUGCACAAAGGCAAUUCUGAAAGGUCUCACAAUCAACAGCAAAAAGAAAAAUUCAGUGCAGUCAUUUACAGUUCCUUCACUGACAUGCAAAAUGUGACUCCAAACCCAUAGUAGUACAGUUGACACUUGACUGUCUUCUGCAGGAAGAUCCGUAUCAAAGGAAUCGAACCCAAUGGGCCACUUGGCAUCAAAUUAAGCACUUCCAUACUCACCCUUGAUCAACUGCAAUGUCUUCCUUACUAACAGCUGGGCACUGGUGCUGAUAUUUGGGAGAACUGUCUCAAAGCCUAGUCAGGCAAAGGGCUGAUGUAGUCAUUCUCUUAGAAUCGUCUCUUGCACUGUUUCAGACAGCACUGUCACAGCCCCUGGGUAUGUUCUGCUCAUCGUUGGGGCGAAUACAGUAGAGGUGGUGUCACAAUAUUAUUUAGUUGAGAGGGAAUUGUUCUGUGCCGUUAACUCUGAACUCAAGACUGAGUUACAUAGAUUCUUAAUUGAAAUGGGACUUAAAAGCUUUACAGCAUGAACACAAAAGAAGAGAAGUAGUCAAUUCAGCUAUGAUCCUACCAAAUGGUAGAGCAGGCACAAGGAGCCAAGUGGUGAAAUUUGAAUUCAAUAAAAUCUGGAAUUUGAAAACUA